Messenger RNA from Cariama cristata (Red-legged seriema), 1125 nucleotides. RefSeq names its product myotubularin-related protein 2. NCBI's taxonomy places the organism in Eukaryota, Metazoa, Chordata, Aves, Cariamiformes, Cariamidae. Gene Ontology annotation, biological process: dephosphorylation. Gene Ontology annotation, molecular function: phosphatidylinositol-3,5-bisphosphate 3-phosphatase activity. The transcript has 5 exons. The annotation marks the transcript as partial. The record is from RefSeq and is a predicted model, not a curated record.
CUCAUUCUGGCUGGAGCCCUUCGGAUUGCUGACAAGGUGGAGUCGGGGAAGACAUCGGUGGUUGUACACUGCAGCGAUGGCUGGGACCGGACAGCCCAGCUCACCUCUCUCUCUCUGCUCAUGUUAGACGGCUACUACCGAACUAUCAGGGGCUUUGAAGUGCUAGUGGAGAAGGAGUGGCUGAGCUUCGGCCACAGAUUUCAGCUGAGAGUUGGCCAUGGAGACAAGAAUCACGCAGACGCAGAUCGCUCUCCUGUCUUCCUCCAGUUCAUCGACUGUGUCUGGCAAAUGACAAGACAGUUUCCUACAGCAUUUGAGUUCAAUGAGUACUUCCUGAUAACCGUCCUGGAUCACCUGUACAGCUGUUUGUUUGGGACCUUCCUGUGCAGCAGCGAGCAGCAGAGAGUGAAGGAGAGCCUUCCAAAAAAGACGGUAUCGCUUUGGUCUUACAUCAACAGCCAACUGGAAGACUUCACGAACCCCUUGUACGUCAGCUACUCCAACCACGUCCUGUAUCCCGUGGCCAGUAUGCGCCACCUCGAGCUGUGGGUUGGCUACUACAUCCGCUGGAACCCCAGGAUGAAACCCCAGGAACCUGUCCACAAUCGUUACAAGGAGCUUCUUGCCAAGCGGGCUGAGCUGCAGAGGAAAGUGGAGGAACUGCAGAGAGAAAUCACCAACCGUUCCACCUCAUCCUCGGAGAGAGCUGGCUCUCCCGCACAGUGCGUCGCUCCGGUACAGACAGUUGUAUAAUACGGACUUUUUUGUGCCAAGUACCUUCCCAGGACCACGGGGGCAGCUUUUCUGAAACCCUCUGGAUUUCCAGCGUGGGGUCUGGGAGAUGCCAAUCUAUUUAUUUAUUUCUUUCCAGGGUAAUUUAUUAGUACUGUAGCACUAGAGGAAGCUUAAGCAAGAACAAACAAACAAGGCCCCCUAUGCAAUUAACCUUCUCAGUGGCUAGAUUAUAAUACAAGCUAAUUGCACUUGCCACCUAAAGGAAACCUAGAGCUCGCUCUUUGUUCAUUUAUGUGCUGGAAAUCACUUGACUUUAAAGAGAGACCAUGCGCUAGAAUGAAGUACUGCAAAGGAAAAACAGCUACUCAGAAGUUUGAAGAAUCUCCCCUU